Rotaria socialis is the source of this 633-nucleotide messenger RNA. NCBI's taxonomy places the organism in Eukaryota, Metazoa, Rotifera, Eurotatoria, Philodinida, Philodinidae. The record is from the annotation of a GenBank genome assembly.
AUGACUACGAUAACUAGUACAAGCGAUGAUGCGUUGUUCAAUAUGAACAAAAAAAAGAAAAGUAAAAAAUCACUCAAAGUGAGUCAACAAGUUGAAACAACAAUUACAAGAAACUCUACAGAAAAUGCGAUUCAAGAAGAAACUGAUACUAUUCCUACAGUGGCUGAAAUUGACCUUAACUACGAAUAUUUACUCAAUCGAGCAUUUGAUAUUAUUCGUCAGAAGCAUCCUGAACGGUUUAAUCAAGGUAAAGUCGUAGUCGCUCUUCCACCAUUACAACUAGCACGUGUUGGUACUCGGCGUACAGCAUUGCUAAAUUUUGGUUCAAUAUGUACAAUACUCAAACGACAAGAAAAACAAUUACAUGAUUUUUUUCUAGUCGAAUUGGGUACCACAGCUAAUAUUGACUCAAAGCAUGCAUUGAUUAUAAGAGGACGUUUCCAAACAAAACAAUUAGAACAUGUCCUUCGUUCGUUUAUCAGCGAAUAUGUCUUUUGUAAAACAUGUCGUUCUCCAAAUACGCUAUUACGAAGAUCCGAUGGCUUAACUAUGAUCAAUUGUAAUGAUUGUAACUCACAAUAUUCUGUUUCCACUAUAAGAGCAAAAGCUACCGUGAAUACUAACAAACAUUGA